AUGGCUCAGGGAUUCAAGGCCAGCAAGCCUAGCGCUUCGACAAGCAAGGCGUCCAGCUCGGGAAGGAAGAGCAAAUCUUCGGCAGGUCCAAAGAUCGGUCAGAGGGUGGUGCCACCCAAGAAAGCCAAGGCAGUCAAGCAGGCAAACAACCUGAGAGUGAGUGACUGUGGGAAAGGCUAUAUGCAGGAUGUCUAAGCGAGGCAUUGAGGCCUGCAGCAUUCGUUGCUGGGUGCGACGGAGCGGUGUCUGUCAUUCUCGUCGACUACACUACUUGUAUGCGCACUAGCAGCUAACCACCUCCCCCUCCCCCCCGGCACUGUCUCCAGAAACAACAAGCGUCCAUCACAACGCGUAUUGAAGGCGAAAUGGCGGGCAGAGCUUCCAACGGUCCCUUGACCAUUAUGAAGAGCGCCGCGGAUGGUGCGGCGGCCGAGAAGGCUGCUCAACAAAAGAAGAAGGGCAAGUGA
This is a messenger RNA of Ceraceosorus bombacis, 467 nucleotides long. Lineage: Eukaryota; Fungi; Basidiomycota; Exobasidiomycetes; Ceraceosorales; Ceraceosoraceae. The record is from the annotation of a GenBank genome assembly.